Molecule: messenger RNA, 4200 nt
Organism: Aphis gossypii (cotton aphid)
Lineage: Eukaryota; Metazoa; Arthropoda; Insecta; Hemiptera; Aphididae
Gene: Gld
Product: glucose dehydrogenase [FAD, quinone]
Exons: 4
Coding region: 221-2074 (617 amino acids)
Molecular function (GO): oxidoreductase activity, acting on CH-OH group of donors; flavin adenine dinucleotide binding
Source: RefSeq, a predicted model, not a curated record
CACCAUUUCCAUCUCCGGUGGCUGCUGUGGCAUAGCGCCGUUCAGGUUCUCAGUAGUAACUCGCCGGUUCGGGUGAAAUGUGUUCCACUGUUGCUGGUCGGCUCUACGAAACCGCUGCCGGAUAACUCAAUACAAGACGUACAGCACGUGAGCAGGCGUAAAUAAGUAUAUAUAAGUAAUUGAAUAUAACGACUUCAGCAGCCCACGAUUCACAUCCAAAAUGAGCAGCGGUUGCAACUGUCCGGUAACCCAACCGGGACCGACUUUGGCCAGCACGUGUGGCGGGUCAGCGUUCAUGUUGUUCAUGGGCCUAUUGGAGGUGUUCAUCAGAUCGCAGUGCGACAUCGAAGACCCGUGCGGUCGGCCGGCUAACAGGGCGUUGCCGGACACAGAGUACGACUUCAUCGUCGUCGGCGGCGGAACGGCGGGCAGCGUGGUGGCUAGUAGACUUAGCGAGGUACCACAGUGGAAAGUUCUUUUGAUUGAAGCGGGUGGCGAUGAACCCACCGGCACACAAGUUCCUUCAAUGUUUCUAAAUUUUUUGGGUUCGUCAAUCGAUUGGGGUUAUAACACGGAGCCCGAAGAAAUGGCAUGUUUAAGUAGUCCAGAGAGAAGAUGCAACUGGCCUAGAGGAAAGGUGUUGGGCGGUACGAGCGUGAUGAACGGCAUGAUGUACAUGCGGGGCAGCCGGCAUGACUUUGAUAGCUGGGCCAAGAUGGGUAACCCGGGCUGGAGCUACCAGGAUGUAUUACCGUACUUCCUUAAAUCCGAAGAUAACCAUCAGGCAACUAUUAUGGACGCCGGUUAUCACGGAGUCGGUGGUCCACUGCCGGUCGGUCAGUUCCCGUACCACCCACCGCUGUCGCACGCCAUCCUGCAGGCCGGUCUGGAGCUCGGAUACCAGGUGCGCGACUUGAACGGGGCUCUGCACACGGGUUUUGCUAUCGCACAGACCAUGUCCAAGAACGGUUCACGGUUCAGCUCAGCUCGGGCGUUCCUACGACCGGCUAAGGAUCGGGCUAACUUACACGUGAUGCUCAACUCCACUGUGACUCGAGUGCUCAUUGAUCCCAAGAAGAAGGCGGCAUAUGGUGUAGAGGUGUAUAGCGGGACGGACGGACGGACAAUCUCGAUCAAUGCACGCCACGAAGUGAUUGUGUCUGGCGGCGCAGUCGCAUCGCCACAGUUGCUGCUGUUGUCGGGCAUUGGGCCAAAGGAAGACCUGCGAUCCGUCGGUGUACCAGUCGUACAUGACUUACCAGGCGUCGGUCGGAACCUCCACAACCACGUGGCUUUCUUCGUCAAUUUCCGUAUCAACGACACGUCGACGACGCCACUGAACUGGGCCACCGCCAUGGAAUACUUGCUGUUCCGGGACGGACUUAUGUCCGGUACCGGCAUAUCCGAGGUGACGGCCGUGCUGCCGUCCAAGUACGUUAACCCCGCCGAUGACAAUCCCGACCUACAGUUCUUCUUCGGUGGUUACUUGGCCGACUGUGCCAAGACCGGUCAGGUAGGUGAGAAGUCGGGCAGUGGUGAAGGCGACGCUAGGCGCGUCGUCAACAUGAUACCAGCUGUGUUGCAUCCCAAGAGCCGCGGCCAACUCAAACUUAAGUCAUCUGACCCACUCGCUCACCCGGCAAUCUACGCCCGGUACUUAAGCCACCCCGAUGACGUGGCUGUUCUAGUGGACGGUAUCAAGAUCGCGAUCAGGAUGUCCGAGACUCCAGCUCUCCGCAAGUACGGCAUGGAAUUGGAUCGGACGCCAACGAUGGGCUGCGAAGACUUAGAGUUUGGAUGCGACGCAUACUGGGAGUGCGCGGUCCGUAGGAAUACUGGACCGGAAAAUCACCAAGCCGGAAGUUGCCGGAUGGGUCCGCCCAGCGAUCCGGGUGCUGUUGUUGACGCAGAGCUUCGCGUGCACGGUAUCGAUCGACUGCGAGUGGUCGAUGCCUCUGUGAUGCCAGCCGUUACGUCUGGAAACACCAACGCUCCGGUGGUGAUGAUUGCCGAGAAGGCAUCGGAUAUGAUCAAGGCCCGGUGGGUGGGCCGAAAGCCGUGGAGCAAGUGGUAAGGAGACCGAAUGGCGGCCGAGCGGCGACGUGCUAUUUCAAUAAACACUAUUGGUGCUAGAAUUGUUGGAAAAUUGCAAAAUAAUAUGAAACACUAUAGUUGAUAUUUAGCUUAUACAUGGACGCUUAAAACAAAUACACUGGCAAUUAUUUUCGUCUUUGCAUUAUAGAUUAAGAAAUAUUUAUUGUAAAACACCACCAAAAUAAGUAAAACACAAGAUUUUCAAUAUUAGUAUAAUAUAAUUUAACUGACUGUGGUUGAGGAGUCAAUAAAAAAUAGUCGUUAAUGACCAUUGAAUUAAUUAAUAAUCCCUGAAUAUCAAAAAUUAUGUGUUUUAUGUUAUAGCAUUCUAAACUCUAUAAAUAUUCAUAUUCGUAAUGACAACAAAUCGAAAUAUUAUUUAUAAAUUUCAUAUUAAACAUAAUUCUAUUCACAUUAAAUUAUUAUAUUUAAUUAGAUUUUGAAAUUAAAAAUAUAGGCAUAUACCUAAUAUAAUAUUAUAUAGUUUUGUGCAUAUUGAUAUUUUAAACACAUAUAAUUAUAUUACUAUUGUAAAACUAAUCCUAGCAAUCUUGUUCUCAGCAUUGCAUUCGUAAAAAAUAAUCAGAGUUCGCCCUAAUGUUUUGUCUCUGCACUAUUUCUCCACCAGAAAUCGAGCACUUAAUUUAUAAUAGACAAAAUCUUAUCACAUGCUGACACCUUUAUUACCUGUUAAAUACUGCACGGCACAACAUAUUAUAUUUUUACACGUCGUCCUUAUCACAAUUUUAUUGAUUUAGAUCACGAUCACGGCAACACGUCAAUACAUAUCAAAGUUCCAUAAAACAUCACCACUAGGUAUUUUUUAUUUCUUACUAUGUAUAUAUUCAAACGACACUUGUUCGCUUUAUUACGCCGACGACGGUGAUUAAAUCACUCUUCAAAGAAGCCACCGGCCAAUACUAAUAUCUGGUUUUGCUUUUUAUUUGGUGUUUGUGUAUUUUUUUUAUUUUGAGAAGACUAUUAUUAUUGUUUUUACAGAAAACAAUGCAAUUGUACGUCCACGUCCCGCGACCGGCCUUCAAGUCGUCGCCAUCAAAUAUAUAUACCUAAUUAGGUACCUACUAUAUUAUUAUGUAUAUGAGUUAGGGUUACGAGCUCGAUAUGUUUGUAUACGCACUAAAGAUAGUACGCAGUUAUUUGUUAAGUCCUAUUAUAAUAUGCAAAGCACGCUUUUAAUAAAUUUAUAUUAUUAUUAUUAUUAUUAUUAAUAUCAUUAAUAUCAUUAUUGUAUCAGAACGUGUUAUAAAUUAUAAUAUUACGUAAUUUAAGUACCUACUUUAGUUCUUAUUAAAAUAAUAUUAUAGUUGGUAGGUGAGUAACGUAAAAACUAUAAUAAUGUUAUUAAAAUAUAUUAAAUGCCAUAACGAGAAAUUAUAGGGCCAUUAUUAUAAUAUUUAAUAAUGUUAUUAAGAAGCGAAUUGGCUAACAAAUAUUGUAAUAUUUAUGCGUGUGUAUAUUGUAAAGUAUAUUUGAUACAUUAUUUUAUUAUUUUGUUAAUAAUAUCAAUACGCUCAUACAUAAAGCUGCGCGUUGUGUUUUAGUUUUUAGUUUGUCAUUGGAAGAUGUACAAUGAUCAGUAUUCAUUAUUUUCACAUAGAUACCUAAAUAAUUAUAAAUGUUAUACACGCAUGUAUAGGGAAUGUUUUAGCAAUCACUUUGUAUAAUAUGAUAAACUAUGACAAAAUAAUUGGUAUAUUCUACUUUACCGUAGUUAAGUGAUAUGCACAUUUUUUUUUAUCAUUAUUAAAACUUACAUUAACCAUAAGCAUUCAGGCCUAAGAAUAGUAAUUUAAAUAAUUUAUGCCACAUUAUACCUAUAUUAAAAAUAAUAUUAUUAUUCUAUCGUUAUAUUAUAUUGUAUCAGAAUAUGCAUUUUAUUUAUCGUGUCGAAUAAAUAUAAGAAUGUAUUUUAAUCUUAAUUUAAUUCAUUCAUUAAAAAAAAAAACAAAACAAAACAAAAUCAAAAAUAUACAUUUAAUUAGACGUAUAACAUAUUAUUAUAUAAUAAUAUUAGUCGUAAGUUUAAAUUAUGUAUAAUAUUUAUAGAUUACAUGCAAAUAAACUAUGCAAUUUCUAAUAUUGAUA